CGCCCGGGGACGCCCACUCGCGAGUCGGGGCGGCAGACCGGCCCGCGCCCCCCGCAGCCGCUCGGCUCCGCUCGACCCAACCGGUGUCGGCCCCGCAGCCGCUCGGCGCUCCUCGGGCCUCCGGAGGCCAGGGACCAGCCCCGGGCCGCGGUGCCGCGCCGCCGCCGGCCUGAGCGUGCGAGCCACCCGAGACCGGGCCCAGCCGGAGCCGCCCUGCGCCCGCCCGAGGCGCGGCUGCUCGCCCCCGCCCGCUCGCCCGCCUCUCCCCGGCGGUGCGAGGAAUGAGCCGGCGCCGGCCCCGGGCUGUCGGUCCGAGGGCCGAGGCCCGGUUAUCUCGCACGCCGCCGAGGCGCAGGGACUCGGCUCCCGCGGCUGGGCUCGGCCGGGAAGCGGGCGGCGGGGCUCGCUGAGGAGGAGGAGGGAGGAGGAGGAGCCGGGCGGGGGCGGCCGCUCGGCAGAGGAGGAAGUUCCGCUCCUGACAGAGCGCGCGGCGGCGCGGGCGCUGAGGUGUUCGGGACGCCGUCGUCCUCGCGGCCCCGGCUGAGCCUCUCGCUGCUGCUCCGCCCGGCACCGCUGCUCGGAAACCGCGGAGAGAUUGAGGAGCGGCGGAGCGGAGGCUCCGGACGCGAUCGAGUGGACCGACCUGCUGCAAGUCAGCGUGUCGCCGGGCGCCCGCUGGGACGGCCGGCCGGCCGCCUCCAAGCAUUGAGCUGGGGCGCGGGCAUGGCAGAACCCACCUUGCAGCUUCUCUGCAGUGUCGCUCGCCCGAUCCACUCCCGGGAAUGAAGAGGAGACUCGCGAUCAGCCGGUGAGGCACUGAGAGCCAGAUGGCGAGAGGAUCUUACCGGACAGAAACCAGCGAUCACUUGGGAGGUCACCCGGGCUUCUGGAUGUUAUCAGAGAGCGUGAAAGAGGUGGCCUCGUAAAGAAAAAGAAAAAGAAAAAAAGAAAAAGAAAAAAAAGCACAACAAUCCUUUGAGAGGAGGGGGAAUUGAGUUUAUCCGUUUUUGCCAAGGUUUUGAUAAACGGUUCGAUGUCUUGUACGUUUGAUAUAAGAUGAGAACUUUCUAAAGUAUUCCGUCCAAGAGCCUAAGGAUGACUACCCCAGCGCUGCUGCCCCUGUCUGGUCGUAGGAUACCGCCUCUGAACCUGGGGCCGCCCUCCUUCCCACACCACCGGGCUACCUUGAGACUCUCCGAGAAGUUUAUCCUUCUCCUUAUUCUUAGUGCCUUCAUCACCCUGUGUUUUGGGGCAUUCUUCUUCCUUCCAGACUCUUCCAAACACAAACGCUUUGAUCUGGGCUUAGAAGAUGUGCUAAUUCCUCACGUAGAUGCCGGCAAAGGGGCUAAAAACCCCGGAGCCUUCCUGAUCCAUGGACCCGACGAACACAGACACAGGGAAGAAGAAGAGCGUCUGAGAAAUAAGAUCAGAGCUGAUCACGAGAAGGCCCUGGAAGAAGCAAAAGAAAAAUUAAGAAAGUCAAGAGAGGAAAUCCAUGCAGAAAUUCAAACAGAGAAAAGUAAAGUAGCCCAAGCGAUGAAGAUAAAGGAGACCAGGGUACUGCCACCUGUCCCUGUCCCACAGCGUGUGGGGGUCAGUGGUGGAGACCCCGAAGACACUGAGAUAAGGAAGAAAAGAGAAAAAAUUAAAGAGAUGAUGAAGCAUGCCUGGGAUAAUUACAGAACAUACGGAUGGGGACAUAAUGAGCUCAGACCUAUUGCAAGGAAAGGGCACUCCACUAACAUAUUUGGAAGCUCACAGAUGGGUGCCACCAUAGUGGAUGCGUUGGAUACCCUUUAUAUCAUGGGACUUCAUGAUGAAUUCAUGGAUGGGCAAAGAUGGAUUGAAGACAACCUUGAUUUCAGUGUGAAUUCAGAGGUGUCUGUGUUUGAAGUUAACAUUCGGUUUAUCGGAGGUCUCCUUGCCGCAUAUUACCUGUCAGGAGAGGAGAUAUUCAAGACUAAAGCAGUGCAGUUGGCUGAGAAGCUCCUUCCUGCCUUUAAUACACCUACUGGCAUUCCCUGGGCAAUGGUCAAUCUGAAAAGUGGAGUAGGUCGGAACUGGGGCUGGGCGUCUGCAGGUAGCAGCAUUCUGGCUGAAUUUGGCACACUGCAUAUGGAGUUUGUCCACCUCAGCUACCUGACUGGUGACUUGAUUUACUACAAAAAGGUCAUGCACAUUCGGAAACUACUCCAGAAAAUGGAACGCCCAAAUGGUCUUUAUCCAAAUUAUUUAAACCCACGUACAGGGCGCUGGGGUCAGUAUCACACAUCGGUUGGUGGUUUGGGAGAUAGUUUUUAUGAAUACUUACUGAAAGCAUGGCUGAUGUCAGAUAAGACAGACCAUGAGGCAAGAAGGAUGUAUGAUGAUGCUGUUGAGGCUAUAGAAAAACAUCUUAUCAAGAAAUCCCGAGGAGGUCUUGUCUUCAUUGGAGAAUGGAAGAAUGGACACUUGGAAAGGAAGAUGGGGCACUUGGCCUGCUUUGCUGGGGGAAUGUUUGCACUUGGAGCAGAUGGUUCCAGGAAGGACAAAGCUGGCCACUAUCUAGAACUAGGGGCAGAAAUUGCACGAACAUGUCAUGAGUCAUAUGACAGAACUGCGUUAAAACUAGGUCCUGAGUCCUUCAAGUUUGAUGGUGCAGUAGAAGCUGUGGCUGUGCGGCAAGCUGAGAAGUAUUACAUCCUCCGUCCAGAAGUAAUCGAAACCUAUUGGUAUCUGUGGCGUUUCACCCACGACCCAAGAUACAGGCAGUGGGGCUGGGAAGCAGCACUGGCUAUUGAAAAGUAUUGCCGAGUCAGUGGUGGGUUUUCCGGAGUCAAGGAUGUGUACUCCCUCACUCCGACACACGAUGACGUGCAGCAGAGCUUCUUUCUUGCUGAGACAUUAAAAUACUUGUACCUACUGUUCUCUGGCGAUGACCUUCUACCUUUAGACCACUGGGUGUUUAACACAGAGGCUCACCCUCUGCCCGUGUUACGUUUAGCCAACAGCACUCUUUCAGUAAAUAAUGGGACACACUGGAGUGAACAAGAACAAAGGAACAGUGUAAUUACAUCGGUAGAAGAAGACUUGGAGAAGAAACAGAUACUGUCCCUGUCUGAAUAGUCAAGCUCCCCAUUGGAUUUUUACUGGACUGGUAACCAUUUCAUUCCCAACAUAGUUCAUUGAAAUCUGUUUAGAUUUAGUUUUUCUCUGGGGGGCAUAACCUCAUGAAGAAUACUUUUCAAGUCUCUUGUCUCCAUAUGGUAUGCUGAAACUGGUAUUUAUCAUAACUGCUGCUUAUGAGCCCGAGUGUGGGAGUGUGCAUGUAGCUCACGCUAGUAUGGGUAGCAUGCAGAAGGUGGGGAAGGUGCCAGUUUGUUGCCUUGAAACCUGUUCUCAAGAAUCCUUGAUAUUGUUGGUAGGAAAUUAUUCUUCUGAACCAGCAAGUCUAUCAAGCAAAGAAACCUGCUUUAAUCACGUACCGCAGUUAGUAGAGUUGUUCACCUCACAGCUUUCUGUGACUUGGCAGAAUUCACUCUAACUGUCAUGCACUCUGCCUUUGCUAGAACAAGCUGAGUCGCUUUCACAACGCACUAAAGCAGAAGCAGACAUCUCAACUUCCCUCAGUUACCUCACAUGUGUGAGCUACUCACAAAGAUUUUAUGUUUUUAAGUUUCUCCAAGAAUAUUAUAUAUCCAAAGAACUAAUAGAAUAGUUUCAAAAUAAUCUCCAGUGGCAAAUGUGUGAUAUAAUUAAUCAUACUCACUAAAACUGUCAUAAACCUAAGGAACUUACAGAUAUUGUGGGUUUUUUGUUGUUAUUGCUUAAUACUUUGGCAAAAAAAGUAAAAUUUUAUCAAAAACUAUAAGGUUAAUAUUAAUGCUUAUAAAAUUUUUGUCCCCUGAAUUUCUAUGACAAUACAAGACACUCUCCCUCCUUUUCAUUUUAGUACAGACAUCAUUUUUUGAUGAUAAUAGAACUUGAGAACACUAUAAUCUAAUAUUUGCUCUGAUUUUGAAUAUUUGAUGGAACAGUUUGUUCAUGAGCUCUGCUUUGGAAUUUUGAAAGCUUAUUUCCUUGGUUGGUAGCUUUUCUUUUUAGCUCUCUACUAGCAUAUAGCAGACUGAAAUUGUGGGAAAAGUCAAUAUAAUCAGACAUAUAAGGGUGACCGUCUUACACUGUAAGUCAUCUGGUCGUCAGAGUUCAGCCAGUGCUGCAUACGCUUGCCCCCUCACACCUGUUCAGUAUUCAUAGAGGACAACAUGGAGAGAGCGAGUUCUAGCACAUUUCAAAAUUGUGAUAUCUUUUCCUGCUUGAAAUUUUUAAAGUGUAAAUGAGAAAGGUAGAUCGCCAUUACUCUAAAGAGAAAGAGAAGGUUUUGGUUCUCAGAAGAGAAAAAAGUGAGCCUUCUGAAAACAGCACAAGUCCACUCACAAGUCAAGAUAAAGUGAAAAGCUGGAGGUGGCAGAGACCAGAGCAGCAAGCAGGGCACCAACCGUCUUUCACUUUGUUCACGUCAGUGCAGUGAAGGCGCCAUCUUGGUUCCCCAGGAAUUCUCAGAGGAGACAAAACAGCAUCUCCCACCCCCACCCAGUGCUCUUGUCGUUCACAUGAGCCUAAAGCAUAAGAGAAGGCGUGGGUGUGAGCAGGGCAUGGUUCGUGUGAAGAUCUGAAGAUUGUCAUUUUAACACCCCGACUUUGUGAUGAGAACUCGAGCUUACGACAAUGCUUUUUCUUCUCUGAAUACCAAAGGCAUUAAAGUCAGGUGUAAAUGACUUGCCAGUGUCAUGUUGUAUUUUGUUAAUGGAUUUUAAAGAUAUUUUUCCAAAAUCUAGCAUUAUCCCAUAUUUUGCUUACUUUCUUGCUUACUUUUUAAAUGUGUGUCUUCUUCCAUCCUUCAUACCCUUGACAUUUUGUAGACCUCAAUACUCAGGCCCCAUACUCAUUGUGUUUAUAAAAUUGGAAAGGAAUCCAGCAAUGCUCACUCACUAGUGCCUCGAUGCUUCACCCUCUGCUUUGGGCACGAUCGUGCAGAAUAGACAAUACAUAAAAAUGGGGAUUGUUUAACACCUCUAACUUCCAUAUUUAUUGCUCAUUUUAGAAUCACAUCUUUUGAUUCAAAGCAGAUUUUUAGAAAAUUAAUGAGCCACUGUGAAGUUAUUAAAACUAAGAAUGAGCCCUUGAAGAAGCCUCGGUACAGACGAGUCCUGAGCUGGAGGCGCUGUCUCUCAGGUGGGCUGUGCACGGUGUGCUCCUCUAAGCACCAGUUCCUGUCUUUUGACUGGUGUGUGGGUGUAAAGAAAGCCUAGGUAUCGAAGGAGUGCACUGUUUCUGCAGAAUUUUGGCCCUGAUGUCCUCUAGGAUGCCAAGGCUUCCCUUGGCAGGUUUCAAUCAAGCAGUUUGAAAUCUUGAUUCCCAGCUUCUCCUCUUUUCCACUCUUCAUCGCCAAAGUCUUUGUCAGACUCCAGAUUUAUUAAUAAAAGCUUGCGCUUGCCCUACUGGUUAUGAUGCAGACUCCCCGUAAGCCAGAGUCUCUGAAUGAGUGCAUGAGAGAGUGAGUGGGCAGACAGCUGUGGAACAUUGCAUCCGUGCCAAGCUCUGUGCCUGGCACCAUUCAAGCCUUAGAGCACGACACGUGAUUCCAAUGGCAUUUUCUGUAUGACAGUGGUUCAUAUCAUUUUAAGUGUUUUCCAAAAUGGAUCAUGUUAAGAAAUUCUUAAUUUUAUAUUUCAUUUAAAUUAAAGAGAAAGAUAAAGGUUUAUAAUAUAUUUUAAACACUGUUACUAUAUAAUACUAACAACUAUAAUUGUAGUUAAUAACUAAAGUCUCUUGGAAAUGUCAAAGAAAUAUUUGAUUUCUGAUGCGUCUUUGACUAAAAUAUUUACUUCAGAAAUAAAAACAGUCUUAUUUUGUUAUCACUUUAAUUACAUUAUUAAAGUCAAUAUUUUAUAGACGUGCGCGUUAUUUUAUAUUUAAAAAAAUUUGUUCCCUAAUCCAUGGGUUUAGCUUGCAGUGGUAAAUUGUCUUUUCUCUAGCACACUUCCUACUAUGGUAGCACCUGUAUUUCUUACCUAUAAAGUAAAACCUAUUAAAAUGUCUCAAAUGCCAGUUACUAGAGGCUAAUAGCUGUAGCUUCAGGUUCCUCCUGUUCUCUGGGUUCUUUACCCUGGAAUUGGCCAGUCCUGCCUUGUGUAGUCUGCAUAACUGUGUAUAUACAGUUAUACACAGACCCAGAAUGCUAUCUGCCCACUGUAGGCAGCUGAUGACUGCUUUAGGCCACACAACUUGCAGAGGAUUGAAGGAAUCCCAUCUGACUAUUGUGAUUGACUCGUGGUUUAGGGACCCUGGAAAGCAUGCUUCCGUUCUUCAGCUCAUCCCAACCCUCACAGAGGUGGUCUUCUCACUCUUCCUGGAUCAGACACAGUAAGCUUCUUAAGGACUGCGCCAUCUAGCUCUCUUACUAUUCACUCCUGCUGUUACAGCUGUAGAUAGUAUGCAAACAGGUGCAGCCGUGAUGCAGUAGGCCUUCAUUUAAAAAACUAGAUGGAGGUCUGGAUUUGACCUGAAUGUCACAGCUGCUGACCUGAUCCCAAGUUUAUUUUGUAUAAGACCCUCUAACUUUUAACCUACACCUUUUCUCUGUUUUUUUAUUUGUUUAAUUCACUUUAAAGCAGAAAGAUGUAUGUAUGUACAAUUGUAUGUAUCUAUGUUACCUAAAGGUGUAUAUUUUGUUAUCUUGAAAGUAGAUAUAUUUUUCAGGGUCUCUUUGGGUUUUAGGAUAAUGAUUGUCAUGAAAGAGGCAGAAUGGAAGGGUUAGGCUCUCGUUUCCUGUCUUCAUCUUGUCAUUCAGUGUCGUAAUUGCAGACUGCUCAUGAGAAAAAAAAAUCUGUAUGGCAUCAAAAUAUUGCUUUCUAACUUUACAGCAACUGACUCUUGGACCACGACCCUGGGAUGUUGGGGCAUAGCCGCUCUGUUCUCUUAGAGCUUUCAGAUGAGAACUUAAUAGGAUUCUGGAUCUUGGUGCUGCAGAAAGCAAUCUUGAAGAACUAUGAACAACACAGAAUGGGUUGUGUGCCCAGUUCACCCCUUGGCACAGCUGCUGCUAGUCUGUAGGGUACGUACACUGUUGCCCCUAGAACAGCUUAAGUCUGAGUGAAGAUACAUACCCAGAGGCAUGUCCCUUCCUCCUUCGUUUCGUAGCUCUCCACAUACCCUCACAAGUAUGUCAGUGUGCAUCGUUUGCCAAUCAAAGCAUCCUUCAUCUUCAGCUUUACACUGGCACUGUUACCACCUCAGUCAGCAGCUGUAGGCCGCGUGAAACUUAGGCGGUAUCAUCUUGCUAGCAUAUAUGUUGUAGUGUACCAGUUCUGACAGGCAGUACACUUUUCAUGAUGUUUAUCAAGCAUGCCACUAUUUUUGGAAAUGAAACCUGUGUUCAGAACAAAGGGACAGAGAGAGCUCUUUCUUGGCACGAAUGAACUGCCUUUCUAGGCCCUGCCUCCUCAGAGGUCUCUUCAGCUUAGUGUGCACCUAAGCUUUGGUUCUCCAAGUAUAUCAGAGCACAUGUGCAGAGGAACACGUGAGGCGAACACCUUGCAGUGACUUGCAUGCUUACAGAAAACCAUGAAAAGCAGAUCUCUUUAUUGACAGAAACGCUCGUUUUUGCUGGGUUAAUGGACUACAGUGUCCCCAAGUAUAAUUAUGUUGGUUUGGAAGAUGAAACGCCAUUCCUUACCCUCACUGACCUCAAAUACACUGAUGAUUUUCCCCUAAACUAAGAAGUGGGUAAGUAUAGCCUAUGUUGUUACCCACUGGCUGCUCCUGAACUGGUUUCCAGUCCUGUCCUCCAUAAUGUGAUUUUUUUUAUAUAAAUCAAAGGUAAUAUUGUAUAUUGGAGAUCAAAUAAAGAUGUUCUUUAAGUGAAAA
Messenger RNA from Microtus oregoni (creeping vole), 7908 nucleotides. RefSeq names its product mannosidase alpha class 1A member 2 (gene Man1a2). NCBI's taxonomy places the organism in Eukaryota, Metazoa, Chordata, Mammalia, Rodentia, Cricetidae. Gene Ontology annotation, biological process: carbohydrate metabolic process; N-glycan processing. Gene Ontology annotation, molecular function: calcium ion binding; mannosyl-oligosaccharide 1,2-alpha-mannosidase activity. The transcript has 14 exons. Gene Ontology annotation, cellular component: extracellular exosome; Golgi membrane; endoplasmic reticulum. The coding region runs from base 1096 to 3105 and encodes 669 amino acids. The record is from RefSeq and is a predicted model, not a curated record.